Messenger RNA from Scomber japonicus (chub mackerel), 1142 nucleotides. RefSeq names its product insulin induced gene 2 (gene insig2). The record is from RefSeq and is a predicted model, not a curated record. Gene Ontology annotation, cellular component: SREBP-SCAP-Insig complex; endoplasmic reticulum. Bases 307 to 1044 code for a protein of 245 amino acids. The transcript has 7 exons. Gene Ontology annotation, biological process: SREBP-SCAP complex retention in endoplasmic reticulum; cholesterol biosynthetic process; cellular response to insulin stimulus. NCBI's taxonomy places the organism in Eukaryota, Metazoa, Chordata, Actinopteri, Scombriformes, Scombridae.
UUGGCUGUCCGCUCAGCUCAAACACUCAGACCGGAAGUGGUCGCAGCACAGAGAGGAGACUUUAACGUUAUAUUUUUGUUAUUUUUCGUGUUUUUCGUGUUUUUCUAGCAGCGAGUUUCUGCUGUUAUGUGAGAUGUGUGAUCAGAGAGGAGGACGGACUCUGUCACUAUGAGCUCAGUUUGGGAUGUCAGAGGAGGACACUGAACUGGGAUAAACACACACACACACACACACACACACACACACACACACACACACACACACACACACACACACACACACACACACAGAUCCACAGGUGUACGGAUGUCCCUCACACUGACGGCCAUGAGUGACAGCACAGUGAGCGGCCAGCAGCAGCAGCAGUGGUCGGGGUCCGGGGGUCCGGGGCCCCAGCAGCCUCCCAGGGGCCCCUACAUCUCAGUCAUUACCAACAGGACCACCAACCUGCUGAUCCGAGGGGCCAUGCUGUUCUCUGUGGGAGUCUUUCUGGCUCUGGUGCUCAACUUACUCCAGGUGCAGAGAAACGUCACCCUCUUCCCCCCCGACGUCAUCAGCAGCAUCUUCUCCUCGGCGUGGUGGGUGCCGCCCUGCUGUGGCACCGCCUCAGCGAUGAUCGGGCUUCUGUAUCCGUGCAUCGACAGCCGUCUGGGCGAGCCGCACAAGUUCAAGCGCGAGUGGUCGAGCGUGAUGCGCUGCGUCGCCGUGUUCGUGGGCAUCAACCACGCCAGCGCUAAAGUGGACUUUGCCAACAACGUGCAGCUGUCUCUGACGCUGGCGGCGCUCUCCAUCGGUCUGUGGUGGACGUUCGAUCGCAGCCGCAGCGGCUUCGGCCUCGGAGUCUCCAUCGCUCUGCUGGCGACGCUCGCCACACAGCUGCUGGUUUAUAACGGGGUGUUUCAGUAUACGUGUCCAGACUUCCUGUACAUCCGCUCCUGGUUACCCUGCAUCUUCUUCGCUGGGGUGAUAACGAUGGGGAACAUCGGGCGGCAGCUAGCCUUGUACGAGUAUAAGUUCAUUCAGGAGAAGACUCAUCAGGACUGAAUCUGAGUCGUGUUCUCGCAGCGUUUGCCGGCCGGCCCCGAAACCAGUACUGAGCUCCUCCUUUAACUGGACCAGACAGUAUUUUAAUUUUUUUUGUG